Molecule: messenger RNA, 475 nt
Organism: Cuscuta campestris
Lineage: Eukaryota; Viridiplantae; Streptophyta; Magnoliopsida; Solanales; Convolvulaceae
Source: the annotation of a GenBank genome assembly
AUUUUCCGGCAAGUAAAAAAAAUGAUUUCGGACAACCUUAAGACGAAGAAGAAGAAUCACAAGAUACAGAAGAUGCAAAUGAUCGCCGCCGUGGCUUUCCGGUUGGUUGAGCUCUGCAUGUUUCUUGCCGUUUUCUGGAGAUUUUCCGGCCACUUGAGCACCGGCGUUGUCAAACUCUCCGGCGGGGACUUCAUCAAGACACUCUCGGGCACGUUGAUCAGCCCAAGGUUCGUGUUCCUCGUCGGAAACGCCAUAUUCCUCGUCUUGGUCCGCCGGUCCGGCCAGGAAAAACAGGGGUCCGUCGAGAACCUCGAUUUGUACGAGGAACAUCUGAAGCAAUCCUUGAAGAACCAAGAAUUUUGGCUUGGAGAACAGGGGACGAAGAAGAAGAAGAAGAAACAGGGGAAUUGUAAAAUGCGGAGGAGCCGAUCGGAAGAGGGGAGGAGGACAUGAGGAGCUGAGAAGGUCGGCGACG